CCUCCACCAUCUAUAAAGUAUUUCAAAGCUUUUUUCUCGUUCGACUGAAGUUCAGAUUGGACAAUCAUAUACUGUCAUCGCCUCUCUAAAGUUGAAUUCAUCAACAUUCAUGUCCGCCAGUACCGCGCCCAUUCAAAACGGCAAUGCCGUUACGGCAGCUGCUACAGCUCCUAACGCAAGUGGAAAGCCAACAGCUGCUCCAACAGAAGUAGGUUGGUUAUUCGUUCCACAAUACUACACAUUCUUGAACAAUGAUCCAAGUAAGUUACAUUGUUUCUAUUCAAAACGCUCCACAUUAGUACAUGGUACCGAACAGGAAGAAGCACCUCUCUGCAUCGGACAACAACAAAUUCAUGAAAAGAUCGUCUCUUUAGGCUUCUCAAAUGCAAAGGUAUUUGUUUCAAACGUUGACAGUCAAGCAUCUGCUGCAGGCGGUAUCAUCAUUCAAGUUCUUGGUGAUAUCUCAAACGAUGGCGGUGCUUGGCGUAAAUUCGUUCAAACAUUCUUCUUGGCCGAACAACCAAAUGGUUACUUUGUUCUGAACGAUAUCUUCCGUUACCUCAAAGACGACGAAGAAGUAGAAGAGGAAGCACAAGAUAUCGAUGAAGCAAUCACAGAAGAAGUGCAAGACGCUGCCGCAAGAGGUGUUGAUGUUGUUCAUCAAGCAGAACUUCAACCUGGUGUCACUGCACCUUCAGCUGCUGCAAUCACUGCUGCCCAAACUGCAGCUACUUCCAUCAGCACUGCACCUUUGGACACAGUUGAAGAAGCUCAAGCAGUCGGUGAUCUUAAAGCACAAGAGCCCACACCUGCCGCACCUUCCGAAGUCGGAGUUGACAAAAAGGUCACCACUAUUGAACGUGAGGAAGCACCUGUCACACGCGGUCAAAUGGAAGCCAAUCAAACUUCCGCUGCUAACCCUAAAGCCCCAACGCCCGCUUUGAAUGGCACAAACUCAAAUGCUGCUCCUUCCAUAUCUCCUGCUGCCGCUGCCGCCGCCGCUGCUCCCGCUGCACCAAAGACAUGGGCUAAUUUGGCGGCUUCCAAUGCCACAAAGUGGGGAUCAACAGUCAACUCUGAAUCUCGCGGUAUCUCUUCUGCACGCGAAAACCAACAAGCUCAACAAUCAUCUCGUCCUUCUAACAAUACUAACAACAACGGUAACGCAGCCCGUCAAACCGGUCAUGUGUUCAUCAAGAACGUUAUUGUUGAAAACCUACCAAGUGAAGGAUUACAAGCUGCUCUAGAAGCCAAAUUUGGACCGAUGAAAGAAUGCACAGUAAAUGCAGCCAAACAAGUCGCUUUCGGUGAAUUUGCAUCAGUUGAUUCAGCACGUAAAGCAAUUCGUGCAAGUGGAGAAGGAGGUGUAAAGGUUGGCAAAGAUGGCUCUGCUGUUAUUAUUGAAGAAAAACGCAAGCCUGCUAAUGCAAACGCUUCCGGAAACGCAAGCGGUGCUAGCCGUGGCGCUCGUGGUGGCUCUUCUGGUCAAGGUGCCGGACGGGGUGGACGUGGCACUGGUCGUGGAGGUGUUGCCGGUGGACGUGGUGGUCGCACGGCUGCCUAAAUAGUGUUUCAACUGGAGAAUGGCUCAGAUCAAUGAAGGGCUCCUACGCUGAAUUGGGAUGCAAGCUUUCAGUGAAGGAUGGAUCAUGAGCAAUAUAUUUGCACCUCACCUGCAGUGCAAAUAUUGACAAAACACUUUAUGCAAAAAAAAACACAAAUCGCAUUUUACGGCUAACGCUUUUCACGAAAAAAACAUUUCCGUGCAACCAUGAUUUCUUUCUAAACAAAAAAAGGGUAUUCGUCAGAUUUUCUCUGAAUUUUCAUUUUUGACGACAUUAUUUUGUCUCGUUUUUCCCAUCCAUGUGUACUUGUCAACAUCCCCAAAAAGCAUGAGUCGUAUUUUCUACUUUCUUCAAUAAUAAUGUGGCUCUUAUUCUUCAUGUUAAACAAUCACCAAUAUAUGCGCAGCAAUUGUUUGUGCAUCUCUUUGUGCUAGAAUGUUAUUUUUGCACAAAUUAUCUGGC
Molecule: messenger RNA, 2027 nt
Organism: Meira miltonrushii
Lineage: Eukaryota; Fungi; Basidiomycota; Exobasidiomycetes; Exobasidiales; Brachybasidiaceae
Exons: 1
Coding region: 110-1564 (484 amino acids)
Biological process (GO): protein deubiquitination; ribophagy
Cellular component (GO): Ubp3-Bre5 deubiquitination complex; ribonucleoprotein complex; cytosol
Molecular function (GO): mRNA binding
Source: RefSeq, a predicted model, not a curated record